GUUCCGGAAAUAGCUAGAGCAGUCGUGAACAAGGAUGGUUAUCAAGUUUCCAUCUAUGAGCCCGAUCAAUACAAGAAGUUUAAUAGUGACUACAACACCACGUUGGACAGAACGAAGCUCGUCAACUACCUGUUCAUGCGCCUUCUUCUGCAGAAUGCUCAAUAUCUUCCGACCACUGCUGGAGGAGUUAUUCAAAAUGUUAUCCACUCCUUCCAAGGGAUGAUCGAUCAGUUGGAUUGGAUGACUCCUGAGAUCAAGAAGAAGGCAAAUGAAAAGACCAACGGAAUCAUUCAAAACAUCGCUUUUCCUGACUGGAUCAUGAACAACACACUUCUUGAUGCGUAUUACAAAGAUCUCACGUUCGAUCCAAAGGACAACUACUACGACAUGUGGACAAAACUCAUACUAUUCAACCUUGGCGUUCAGUAUAAGCAGUUGACAGCCCCUUCGACUGAUCGCCACGAUUUCUUAGGUCAACCGGGUACAGUAAACGCUUGGUAUCAGCCCGAAUUGAACUCCAUCACCUUUCCUGCCGGUAUCCUUCAACCUCCAUAUUUCCAUCCUAAAUGGCCGGCUUCAAUCAAUUAUGGAGGAAUGGGUCUUGUUGCAGGGCACGAACUAACUCACGGAUUCGACGACGAAGGUGUCCAGUGGGGACCUGGAGGAGAGAUCGCAUUCCCAGCUAACGCGAACUGUAAGGGUUGGAUGGACCAGAAUUCAACUGCGGGCUUUACAAAGAUGGCAGGAUGCGUUAUCGAAGAGUAUAAUAAAUUCUGCCCCCUUGACCCCAACAAGUACACUCCCAACUGUGUGAACGGUGCCCAGACACAAGGAGAGAACAUUGCAGACAACGGAGGUAUUCACGCUGCCUUCCGCGCCUACCGCACUCACAUCGCUUUGGACGGCCCAGAUCCAUUGCUACCGGACCGUCUUUUCGGGCAGUUCACUCACGAUCAGCUGUUCUUCUUGAACUUCGCUCAAGUUUGGUGUGAAAAGGAGCGUACACAAGACUUGCAGUACAAACAACUCAUGGUCGAUCCCCACUCUCCAUCGAAAUAUCGAGUAUUCGGAACAAUUCAGAACUAUCCAGCCUUCCAAGUAGCUUACAAUUGUCCAGCCAAUUCUGCAUAUUCUCCCAACCCACACUGUAACGUGUGGGUACCUUUCUAUGAACCGUAG
Molecule: messenger RNA, 1179 nt
Organism: Ostertagia ostertagi
Lineage: Eukaryota; Metazoa; Nematoda; Chromadorea; Rhabditida; Trichostrongylidae
Source: the annotation of a GenBank genome assembly